CUGUCCAGAGCGGUGAUGGCGUGAGUAGGAAUGGGGGGGUGAUGAGUUCUUAUGUGUUGAGUCGAGUGAACUCUUGUGGUAUCCUGCAAAAUAUCGAGUCAUAUAAAAGAUGACACUUUGCCGACAUAGAUAAGAAAAAUAUACUUUGCAACAACCACACUCGGCACUGUUGCCUUGAGCCAACGCCACACAGCGGGUCGCAUCGCCGGAAGUUUUGUUUUUCUUCACGCAUGCGCGCAUCCAGCGCAGCUUGUCGGGAAAGGUAGUGACUCUGGAUGCUAUCUGCUGGAUGCUAGCUACAGUUUGUUUUGAAAUAUUGCACAAUUGUCCAUAAAGACAUGUCCAAAAGACAUCGUCUAGAUCUGGGCGAUGACCACUCCACCAGUAAGAAGCGAUCUGAUGGGCGAGACAGGGAUAGAGAUCGGGAGGAUCGCUCUAGGGACCGAGACCGGGACCGGGAUAGAGACCGGGAGAAGGACGUCAAGCCCCCAGGUGUCUCCUACAACUGUGUCCCUCUCGGAGCAGCUAUAGCACCCAUCAAACCCAGCCUAGCCAUGCACCAGCAAAUAAAUCCUUUCACCAACCUGCCACACACACCGCGCUACUAUGAGAUCCUUAAAAAAAGGUUACAACUGCCGGUGUGGGAUUAUAAGGAAAGCUUCAACGACAUCAUCACUCGUCAUCAAAGUUUUGUGCUUGUUGGCGAGACGGGGUCCGGCAAGACAACCCAGAUCCCCCAGUGGUGCGUGGACCUGGUGAAAGGUAUACCGGGGCCCAAGCGUGCGGUGGCCUGUACACAGCCCAGGAGGGUGGCUGCUAUGAGCGUGGCCCAGAGAGUGGCUGACGAGAUGGACAUCAUGCUGGGACAGGAGGUCGGCUACUCGAUCAGAUUUGAGGACUGCAGUUCGGCCAAAACAAUAUUGAAGUACAUGACAGACGGUAUGCUGCUCAGGGAGGCCAUGAACGACCCGCUGCUGGAGCGCUACGGCGUGAUCAUUCUGGACGAGGCCCACGAGCGGACCCUGGCCACGGACAUCCUGAUGGGGGUGCUGAAGGAGGUGGUGCGGCAGCGCUCGGACCUCAAGGUCAUCGUGAUGAGCGCCACGCUGGACGCCGGGAAGUUCCAGGUGUACUUCGACAGCUGCCCCCUGCUGACCAUCCCCGGGCGCACCCACCCCGUGGAGAUCUUCUACACCCCCGAGCCCGAGCGAGACUACCUGGAGGCGGCCAUCCGCACCGUCAUCCAGAUCCACAUGUGCGAGGAGGAGGAGGGUGACUGCCUCCUCUUCCUCACGGGGCAAGAGGAGAUCGACGAGGCGUGCAAGCGGAUCAAGCGCGAGGUGGACGACCUUGGGCCAGAGGUGGGGGACAUCAAGAUCAUCCCCCUGUACUCCACCCUGCCCCCGCAGCAGCAACAGAGGAUCUUUGAGCCGCCGCCGCCCAGGAAGCCCGGCGGUGGAAUAGGGAGAAAGGUUGUGGUGUCGACCAACAUCGCAGAAACCUCCCUGACCAUCGACGGUGUCGUGUUUGUUAUCGACCCCGGCUUCGCCAAACAGAAGGUGUACAACCCUCGUAUCCGGGUGGAGUCGCUGCUCGUCACGGCCAUCAGCAAGGCCUCGGCCCAGCAGCGGGCGGGGCGCGCCGGCCGCACGCGGCCAGGGAAGUGCUUCCGCCUCUACACGGAGAAGGCCUACAAAACAGAGAUGCAGGACAACACGUACCCUGAGAUCCUGAGGUCCAACCUGGGCUCUGUGGUUCUGCAGCUCAAGAAGCUGGGCAUCGAUGACCUCGUGCACUUUGACUUCAUGGACCCGCCAGCCCCCGAGACGCUGAUGCGGGCCCUGGAGCUUCUCAACUACCUGGCGGCGCUCAACGAUGACGGAGACCUGACCGAGCUGGGCUCCAUGAUGGCGGAGUUCCCCCUGGACCCCCAGCUGGCCAAGCUGGUCAUCGCCAGCUGCGAGUUCAACUGCUCCAACGAGAUCCUGUCCAUCACCGCCAUGCUGUCAGUCCCGCAGUGCUUCGUGCGACCCACCGAGGCCAAGAAGGCGGCCGACGAGUCCAAGAUGCGCUUCGCCCACAUCGACGGAGACCACCUGACCUUCCUCAACGUCUACCACGCCUUCAAGCAGAACCAUGAGUCCAACCAGUGGUGCUACGACAACUUUGUCAACUACCGCUCGCUGGUGUCUGCGGACAACGUGCGGCAGCAGCUGUCGCGCAUCAUGGACCGCUUCAGCCUCCCGCGGCGCAGCACCGAGUUCACCAGCCGGGACUACUACAUCAACAUCCGCCGCUCUCUCUGCACCGGCUUCUUCAUGCAGGUGGCCCAUCUAGAGCGCACGGGUCAUUACCUUACCGUGAAGGACAACCAGGUGGUGCAGCUGCACCCCUCCACCGUCCUGGACCACAAGCCCGAGUGGGUGCUCUACAACGAGUUCGUCCUCACAACCAAGAAUUACAUCCGCACGUGUACAGACAUCAAACCAGAAUGGUUGGUGAAGAUUGCACCUCAAUACUAUGAAAUGGGUAACUUCCCCCAAUGUGAAGCCAAGAGACAGCUGGAGCGAAUCGUUGCCAAACUAGAGACCAAGGAGUACACUCAGUACUGAACACCAGGCAACACGUCCCAGUUUUAGACCCUCCCCGUCUGUAUCAUGUAUCUUAAUCAUUUGAGUUGAUUCUGUUGUUUCAUUUUUACUACGGUUCAAGUGUCGGAUUAAAUUUCCAACCCGGCGGAAAGAUUUUCAAAAGGAAUAUCAUGAACUCGUCACUUUGUUGUUCACUUUCCUGAAGGAAAUUGCAUAAAAUCUAAAGGCUGUAUAUUCGCCUUGUUUCUUUAAUAAAGGAGCUUUGACCUAC
This is a messenger RNA of Gadus macrocephalus (Pacific cod), 2862 nucleotides long. RefSeq names its product ATP-dependent RNA helicase DHX15-like. The transcript is spliced from 14 exons. Gene Ontology annotation, molecular function: RNA helicase activity; RNA binding; ATP binding. The record is from RefSeq and is a predicted model, not a curated record. Gene Ontology annotation, cellular component: intracellular anatomical structure; spliceosomal complex. NCBI's taxonomy places the organism in Eukaryota, Metazoa, Chordata, Actinopteri, Gadiformes, Gadidae. The coding region runs from base 339 to 2612 and encodes 757 amino acids.